UUACUACUGUUACUACUACUGAGUACUGACUACUGUUACACUGUGUCCUUUCUAGUCCACAGAACACUUUUACUCAGACAGUCCUGGUCCGUCAGUUCAAACUAGAAACUCAUUAAUAUGUAUUUCUCAAAAAAAUAAGAAACAGGAAACUUAAUUAAUGUCAAUUUGUUUAGUAUUUUAAAAGACAUUUAGACUUUUUAUUGACAUUUAGUUUUAAAAUGGUUUGCGUUUAUUUAUCGAAAUUUGGAGAGUUUAAGUGUUGACAUAAAUAAUAAUAACAUAACAUAAUAAACAAAACUUAAUUGCACAUGAAUUUGUUACAAUAAUAUUGUAUCAAGAUGAAAAUUAAUAGUAAUACUAAAAUAAUCGGCAGUAAAACAAUAUUAGUUCCUUAUCGAGAUUUUCAUGUUCCAAAGUAUCAUAAUUGGAUGCAGUCAGAAGAAUUACAAAAACUUACAGCUUCCCAACCUUUAUCUUUGGAUGAAGAAUAUGAAAUGCAAAAAUCCUGGAGAAAAGAAGAUGAAGAUAAGUGCACUUUUAUUAUUCUGGACAAGAAUAUUUAUGAGACAAAAAACAAUGAAAUAUCAUCAAUGAUUGGGGAUACAAAUAUAUUUAUUACUGAUAAGGAUAAUUCCAUUGGUGAAAUAGAGAUCAUGAUAGCAGAAAAAUCAGCUCUAGGUAAAAAAAAUGGGUGGGAAUCAGUUAUUAUAAUGAUGUUAUAUGGGAUAAAAUAUAUUAAAAUUAAAACUUUUGAAGCAAAGAUAUCUUAUUCAAAUUACACAAGUAUUAAUAUGUUUAAAAAAUUAGGAUUUGUUGAGAAGUCCCGAAGUGAUAUGUUUGAAGAAAUAACAUUUCAAAAGAUUGUUACCGAAGACUGGGAAAAGUGGUUGGAUCAACAAAUAAGAUGGGAAAUAGAAAAUUAUUAAUAUUGCCAGUUUAUUUAAAUUUUUUAUAUCUAUAUGCAUAUACUAUUAAAAUACCAGAUUUUU
Messenger RNA from Nymphalis io (European peacock), 989 nucleotides. It is a transcript of the gene Mnat9, whose product is annotated as alpha/beta-tubulin-N-acetyltransferase 9. The record is from RefSeq and is a predicted model, not a curated record. Gene Ontology annotation, biological process: protein acetylation. Gene Ontology annotation, molecular function: N-acetyltransferase activity. Lineage: Eukaryota; Metazoa; Arthropoda; Insecta; Lepidoptera; Nymphalidae.